AUGCCGCAUUUCAAGUCUCUCGACAAAUGUGCCCAGUCCGGGAUAGCUUCUGCAGUUAUGGAGCAAAGCUCCUGGCUAUGUGGAGACGGUCCUCAAGAGUUGGCUUCAUGCAUCUGCAUAAAAUCAGGAAUGUCAAAGAUGAUCUCUAGCAGUUUGACUGAGCGAGUCAAGGACUACUGCGAUAGCACUCACAUUGCCAACGUUACAUCCGCCAUCGACGUCUUUCGGUACUAUUGCAGCGCCGCUGAGAGUUUGGUUGUUGCUACCGUCAGCCAAUCAAUCUUUCAGUCUUAUCCAACUGCUAGUUCAGGUGCUGGCCCAGGGAGAACAGUUCCAGGAAUGACUGGUUCAGCUAGCGCAACUGUAAUUUCUAGUUCUAGCACUGCGAAAGAGUCUGAGCCUGGCCAUGAGAAUAAGGAGGAUGAUGAAUCGAAUACGAGUAUCGCACCGAUCGCAGGAGGAGUUGCUGGCGCUGUCGUGGUGGCCGCCCUUGGCGCCGGACUAUUCCUCUGUAUUCGAAGAAAGCGUCAACGUCAAGCCAAAGGCGAAGAACUAUCCAACAAUGCCGACGGGCCUCCAGAAUAUAAUGGACAUCCAGAGCUCAUGGGUAAUAGUGCUUAUAUCAAGGGUCACACUGCACCACCUAUUAUUUCCGAAUUGUCAUCGACCACUUCUUUCAAGCCAGAACUAGGUGGAGGACAAGGCAUUUCAGAGCUCCCUCCUAACCAUGCACCCACAGCUGAGCUUCAAGCUCACCUUGCCAAGUCUAACUGGGGGCAUUCACCGGCACAAUCAGACUAUGUGUCGCCGGUGAGUCCUGCGCCAGCAUAUUCUGGCUUUCAUGGAAUGGGAUUUCAGUCAGGGCCUGUGGAGGCUUAUGAGCUGGAUUCUAAUAUACGAAGCCGAUAG
This is a messenger RNA of Fusarium musae, 909 nucleotides long. RefSeq lists its product as uncharacterized. The record is from RefSeq and is a predicted model, not a curated record. Bases 1 to 909 code for a protein of 302 amino acids. NCBI's taxonomy places the organism in Eukaryota, Fungi, Ascomycota, Sordariomycetes, Hypocreales, Nectriaceae. The transcript has 2 exons.